AUGAGUGUGAACGGUGAUGAUACAGAUAAAUUCUUGUCUGAUAAAGUUGAUUCCCUGAAGCUGAACGAAUUGAAAGAAGAACUAAAGAAGAGAAAAAUGAAGACGUCGGGUAACAAGGAAGAAUUGGUUACUCCUUUGAAGACAGCGCUUGCUUUUGAAGAAGAGCACGGAGAUAAAGAAGCAGAAAAAGAUGAAACUGGAGAGGAAGAUGGAGAAGACGAAGAAAACUACAGGAGCGUUAAAUACGAUGACGAUGAUGCAGAGGAUAGCAGCGAUAAUGAUUCCAGUCAUAAAAGUACAGGACGAACGAAACAUUUGUUGACUUUCAAGGAUGUUAAAGAGACAAUGGAUAUGUUCAGCGGCGAUAAUUCCAUUAAUGUAAAGCAGUGA
Belonocnema kinseyi is the source of this 390-nucleotide messenger RNA. RefSeq lists its product as uncharacterized. The coding region runs from base 1 to 390 and encodes 129 amino acids. The record is from RefSeq and is a predicted model, not a curated record. NCBI's taxonomy places the organism in Eukaryota, Metazoa, Arthropoda, Insecta, Hymenoptera, Cynipidae. The transcript has a single exon.